This is a messenger RNA of Perca fluviatilis (European perch), 3326 nucleotides long. It is a transcript of the gene trib3, whose product is annotated as tribbles pseudokinase 3. Lineage: Eukaryota; Metazoa; Chordata; Actinopteri; Perciformes; Percidae. The record is from RefSeq and is a predicted model, not a curated record. Gene Ontology annotation, biological process: regulation of MAP kinase activity; positive regulation of proteasomal ubiquitin-dependent protein catabolic process; protein phosphorylation. The coding region runs from base 611 to 1672 and encodes 353 amino acids. Gene Ontology annotation, cellular component: nucleus. Gene Ontology annotation, molecular function: protein kinase activity; ATP binding; mitogen-activated protein kinase kinase binding. The transcript has 4 exons.
AAACACACCAGUCAGCCCGAGUCCUCGGUCCUCAGUCCGGCUGAAAGUUCUGGAUACGAGCAGGGUCAGAACAGACCAGAGUCCGGGAAGGUCAGUCUGGAUAGAAAGCAGAGCGACACACACGGACAAUAACUUCAUUUAAAUCAGACGGACGGACUGAAGGACUCGGUUUAACUCGGCUUAUUUGUUCACUUCAGCUCCGGAUAUACUGUAUAGCCUACAUAUAAAAUAGUUUCAUUUUUAUUUAAAAAAAAAAAAAAAAAAACAGUUUUGGUUGCUUUUUCUUCUGCUUUUCACCGUCAGAGUUUAAUCUCAUUGAGACUGAAAAAGAAACCGUACUCCCAGCUGACUGACGACACGUUGCGCAACCUAGACAAUAAUAACGAGUCAAAGACGUCAUCACCGGACAGUCCGCUCCAGUUCUCCCACCAGAGUCAGACCUGCUGCUUCCAGUCGGAGCUCGAACUUCAAGAAAACCUUUUGUUUUUAUGUCUUCACCUACUUCUGCUCCACAGACAGACAGACAGACGGACCAUCUGCUCCCCGCUGAGUCUACUGGGUUUCUGUUGACCUGCAGUUUGGACCAGUCUGUCUGUCUGAAGAACACAAGAUGAGCAUGGGCAUGGCCGCAGCCAGUACUCAGCCAUGUCUGAAGAGGCUACUGGACGAGCCCCAGGACAACUUCCUGAAAUGCAAAGUAGCUCGUCUCGAUCAGAGUCCUCCCGCCACCGGCCUAUUACACUGCCUCAGGCCCAGAAGCCCCACCCCCAAGUCCGACCAGAGCCAAUCCCCAUCCAGAGUCGGAUCAUACUUCCUGUUUGAACGCUGCGAGGGGGAGAAAACUUACAGGGCCGUCCACGCACACACAAAGCAGCAGUACACUUGCCAGGUGCUUCCUCUACGUGGUUACCAAGAGCGGUUGGCUGCCUACGCACGCAUCGGCCACCAUGAUAACAUCUGCAGCCUGCUGGAUGUGGUGAUUGGCCAGGACAGCGUAUAUGUCUUCCUGCCCAGUCACCAUGGCGACAUGCACGCGUACUUGCGAAGCAGGAAGCGCCUAGGCGAGGAGGAGGCGGGGCAUCUGUUCACCCAGAUGCUGAACGCUGUGACGCACUGUCAUCACCACGGAGUCGUCCUGAGAGACCUGAAGCUCCGCAGGUUCGUCUUCACAGACAAAUACAGGACGCGUCUCGCUCUGCUCGGCCUUAACGACUGCGUCCUCCUGGAAGGUAACCAUGACGACGACUCUCUGACGGACAGACACGGCUGCCCCGCCUACGUCAGCCCCGAGCUGCUGACCAAUGGGAACAGGUCUUAUUCGGGCCGUGCCGCAGAUAUCUGGAGCCUGGGUGUGUCUCUGUACACCAUGCUGAUUGGACGAUAUCCGUUUCAGGACACGCAGCCCGCCGCCCUAUUCGCCAAGAUCCGCCGCGGGGCCUUCAGCCUGCCUGAUUGGAUGUCACCGCAAGCCAAGUGUCUGAUUGGCUGCAUGCUGAGGAAGUCGCCCGCAGAGAGACUGAUGGCGACGGAGCUGCUCAUGCACCCGUGGCUGACCAAUCCCGGCGCGCCACAUCACAACAAGCACAAAACGCAUCAAAGCUCACACAAAACACUACAGAAUAAACAAGAGGACAAUGACCAGGUGGUGCCAACAUGGACAGAUAAACACUAACACACACAUUUGUGCUUCUAUACUUGUGUGGACCCACAUUGAUAUAGUGCAUCCCUUUAACCAUCACCUUAACUAAUAUACUCCAACCCUUCACUAAACUUCACCUAAACCUAAAUGUAACACACACACACAAACAUACCCACACACACAGACUGAUCCUGGAUGACUUGACCCAACCUCAGGUGCCUUCCUCUCACUGCGUCUCAAUAUACUGUAAGUUCCACCAGUUCAUAACAGAGUCACCAGUUCCACCAGUACCUGACACAAACCAAAACGAAUGUGUUCAGCUGCCAUUUGUCAACUCGCAAAGUGGAUUAUUUCCCACUUGCCCUUGACCACAGUUACAUCCCAGUAUUAAACUAAGGACUCAUUAUUGACAUCCCACAAGGGUGAUUUGAUUGAUCCACUUCAACACCUGGUUACAUAAUCAUUUCUGAUUUAAGGCUACAGUGCGUAGUUUCUGCCACCCCCAUGAGGAAUUCUAAGUAUGAUACAAGCCUUACGUGAUCGCGCACGCGCCCCCACACGGCUGCUUGUAGCCACAGAGGAUUAAACAAACAUGAUGGACUCUUUAGAAGAGGUAAUCAUCUUCACUCGAGCUUCUGCGCAGGAAAGUCGCCGGACGCCACAAUCUUCUGAAUGCAGCCAUACUGAGAAAUCCAGAGAGAGUUGUGUGGAGCGGAUAGUCUUAGCUUUGUAGCAACUCAUUUGGCAAUGGCUUGAAUGUAACGGACAUUCAUUAAUAUCAAAACGUUAUGCACUAAAGCUUUAAAAAGUUGAUGAAGACUGAACACAUUGGUUUUAAAGUGGACUUUGAAGGAAGCGGAGCAUAUUAUGGGACACAGCUACUUUCUCUCCGUGUUUACACCUUCUGGUUGCUCCCUAGAAUUAUAAGAGAAGGAUGGGUCAGUGUUGGAAAGUCACCAUCUUUCUGAAAAACUGAAAAGUUUAAAUUCAGCUUCGGUCUGACUUUAAAAUAUCAAAGUGUCCCAUCCCUUUCUGAUGAUUUUAAUGGAAGCCGAGAGCCGCCAUGAUCGCUAAAAAUAUUUUUCAGGCCAGUUAUCUCGGAAUAAAAACAGUUAAUAAAAAAAAUCUAUUUAAUCAUAUUAGAUAUAAAAUGAUUUAUUUCCUUGAGACAUGACGUCUAAUUUCCCUGGAUGUCAAACAUGUUAACAGUAAUAAUUACAUUGAAGCAGGUUUAUUUUGGGACACCAGUCUUAUUCUGGAGGACUAUGUGACAAAAGUGGCUCUGGAUCAACCAUCAUCCCAAAAUAACAGCACAAUAAAUUUGUGACCAUAAGAAAACUAUUUCUGAUCCGCUAACACAAGAGCAUAUUCCAUUUCAGGAUAAAAUGAUCUAAAAUAAGCACCAUGUGUUAAAUCAGAAUAAGAAAAUAAUCUUGUGUUCCCAUUGACCGAUCAAGACCCAACAGACCUGCAGCCAGCCAAUAGGAUGCCUUCUUCUGAAUGUGUCACUAAGACCUCAGUUACAGCUGAAGAAUAAAAAAAGGGGUUUCAUAAACUGUUCUGAUCCCAAACUGUUUUUUUCUUGGUUGCAAUUAAGGAAAUAUUUUAUUACUGGUGUUAAUACUGCUGUAUUCUGAACAGUACAGUCUGUAUUUUGCUUGUUGUGAUUAAAAUGUUUGAGAUUUGA